CCAGGGGGGCGAGGCGCCGUCCAAUGACAAAGCCCAGGGGUGGGCGCCGGCCGCCAUCUUGUACAGGGCGGCCGUAGAUCCGCCCGCGUCUUCCGCCCUCAGAGGGGGAGGGGCGGCGGCGGAGGCGAGAAAAGUAGGAGACGCGCCGGGCGGGAGGCGCCAGCAGCGGCCGCCGGCGGCAGCGGGACCCGGUGAGCGGGGCGGCCCCGAGUGGCCUGCGAUGCGGCGCGGCGUGAAGAGGCGGCGGCGCCGGCCCCCGGCGGCCCCGGCCGCGGCCGCCCGGGGCGACGGCUGGAGGGCCGGAGGAGGGGCCGGGCUUGAGGCGCGGGAGGAGAAGGUGGUGUACUCGCGGUCGCAACUGUCGCUGGCCGACAGCACCCAGGCGCUGGGCGACGCCUUCAAGCUCUUCAUGCCCCGCAGCACGGAGUUCAUGAGCUCGGACGCCGAGCUCUGGAGCUUCCUUUGCAGCCUCAAGCACCAGUUCUCCCCGCACAUCCUGCGCAGCAAGGACGUCUACGGCUACUCCUCCUGCCGCGCCCUGGUGCCCGAGCCCCCCGCGCCGCCCGCCGCCCGCCGCCCGCCGCGCAGGCCGGCCCCGAGCGCCGCGGCCAGGAGGAGGCGCCGCGGAGCCAGGGCGGCCGUCGCCGCCCGCACGAGGAAGCCCCCGCCGCCGCCGCCGCCGCCGCCCGACCCCGAGGAGAGCUGCCCCGCCAAGCCCGCGGCCCCCGCGACCCCCGCGCCCUGCUUCGGGGGCCGCAGCCUGGAGGAGAUCUGGAGGGCGGCCACCCCGACGCUGACCACCUUCCCCACCAUCCGCGUCGGCGGCGACGUGUGGGCCGAGCGCAGCCUGGCGGCGGCGCGGCGCCGGGCGCGCCAGGUGCUGCGGGUGGACCUGGACCCCGUGGUGAGGCUCCGUCGCUUCCCGGUGCCCCGGGCGUGAGGCGCGGCCCCCGGACCCUGGACCGGAGCUUCCGCCUGGAGGAGUGAACGAGUGUCAGUCGAGUGUUUACAGAUCCGACCAGGACCCCGUCCCCUAGUGCACUUUACGGGCGAAGAAGUCACCGGAUGGCUCUCCGGCCCCGCGUCCCCGAGAUGCGGCGCCGCCGUCUGGGACUCCGGGCCAAGUGUGUCCUCUGCUGCCCCGCCGGCACCGGGUCUGUGGAGGAGGAGACAGGUGGACCCGCGGGGAGGUCCCUUUUCUUCCUGACCCCGGAUUGAGACGUCUCCAGGACUAUAGGGGCAGAUCCGUUUUCUCUCUUUUGGACUCUACCUCACUGGUCUGGAAGUCCUCCGAAGAAGUUAAUAUUUUUCCAAAGGAAUUUGGUUUCGUACUUGUGUAAUAAAGCCGGAAUUGACUUGUGUUUUUAUCCCUCUCCCCCGCCUUUUUUCUUUUUGACUGCCACCCCUCUUUCUGGACGAAAGAUCGAACAUAUUUUGUGGUGUUGCACUAGUUUGUGCUCAGGGUAUUCUGAAUCCCCUUCGUUUCCUAAUUUUAACUGGAUUCCAAAGCUUUGACCAAGGAUAUUUUCUAAGAGAUUCAAGCUUGUGACUGUUAAUAGUGCAAGGACGCGUAUGGCUUUGAAUUUCAUGGGCUCAGUGAUUACAAACAAAGAGAUGCAAAGUACAACUGUUUAAACAUUUUUAAGGUGUUUCUAAAGAUUUUAUAUUGAAAUUUAAUGUGUAUAUUUACUGAGCUCCUAAAAAAAUGGUAGAAACUCAUAAAAAGUUUCGUUUAGGAAAAGUUGACUUGUUAAAUUCUUUUUAAUUGAAUAAAAGUUAAAGUGCAUUGAAACCACAUGGCUUGUGAUUAAAAAAACAGCAACUAAAUGAAUGACUAUAUUAUAAAGAUCUGGUGUCAAAGAGAUGGAUGGAACCCGAUUGGAAAUGAUUUGGCCUCCUUGUACUGGUCUAACAUACAAAUACAGGAAUAUUUCAAGGAUAAGUUAUUUUAAAAUGAGAAUAGCCUCGGAGAAAUGAAUGUGUGUAAACUUUGUGAUUAAAAUGAUAAACAGAAUACCCGUUAGAAUUCUCAGAACUAUUAAUGAUCUAGAGGGGUGGGGGCAUUUCUUGGUAUCAAAUUACUGAUUGAAGUUACUUUGGGCAAAAUAGAUUUCUCUUUCUUUCCUUCUUUUUGUUUUUGUUGUUGGAUGACAAGAAAUGUCCGGACUGAUAUCUGUCACUUUUAUAAACAUAAUGAUGAUUAGUUGACUUUUUGCUCCACGAGUUUCCUUUCUUUUCUUAUUUCCAUUCAUAAUUAUGUUUGCAGUUACCGGUCUUUGACAGCUGAAGACCACAGGAAUGGAACAGGCGAGCCACACAAGAGUGCUGACCCUUCUUUUACAUGUUUAUAAUAGUGUUUAUACCAUAUGGCCCAGUGUGGAAUUCUUGAUUAUCCAAGUGCCUUUGGUCAUUGGUGGCAGCAAGACUUAACGGUUUUUAGCCAGCGGUGCCACAGCCAGCUUUUACUGCAAUACCUAAAGGGUCAAGUAGUGUUUUUGUACCACUGUUAUUCUAAAUGUAGGUAUUCUGCCAUGGAGCAAUCCAUACCGGGCUGGAACUUGACAUGAAAUCCUCAAUAUUAAGGUUUAUCUCUGCUUGGCAGCUUCUUAGUGGAAUAAUGAGAAUUGCAAUUUUGACUCUUGUGUUCUUAGGAUUCAAAUGGCAUAGCUUUCUGAAAUUAGUUUUUCAAAUUUAAUAGUCCAUAGUAGGAGUUUUGUGACUUUAAUUUCAGUGUCCUUGUUUUGUAAAAAAAAAAUAUAUAUAUAUAUAUAUAUAUAUAUAUGACUUUAUGCCAGUUUCCCAGUAAGCCUCUUAUUCUUUUAUUCACUGCUCAAUGAUAAUGCAUUGUUAAAAACACUGUCACAUGAGUAAAUAAAAGUGAAUAAUGACUUAGAAGAUGGAGUGUUAAAUUAUAUAUGUGUGAUAGGAAGCUUAUAUAUAUUCUUUUGGUUAUUAGCUUCCAUUGCCAAUUGUAAUUCAGAUACAGAGAGUUUUCUUCCCCCCCAAAACUGUUAACUUUUUUAGCUAACUUAGCACCUGAGGAAAAAAAUAUGUAUUUGUACCACUUCACUAUUGUAUAUAGUUUUAUAAUAAUUAAAAAAUAAAUCCAAUGGCCGUAUUAGAAUGUAAUUUCAACAUCUAGCUUAUCUCGAUGGUUUCCCAGAGGAUUUUGAAAUUAGACUUAGCCGGGAGGAAACCUUUGCUCAGCACAAGACUGAAACAUAACCAUUGAAGGACACCAGGCGUUUAUUUUCACGGAGAUUCUUAACAUUUUUUCCUCUUAUGCCUUGUUACUUUGGUGCACUUGAACUCGCAUAAAUGUUUCUUUGGGCUGUCUGAUUUCAGUUUGGAUCUGAUUGCCCAUCCUGAAUUCAAUAUAUUAUUCAUCUGGUCUCUGAAAAAUCAAACCAUUUCUAGUUUGUGAAAUAAGAUGUGAAAAUGUCUUUAUUUUUGCCAAGUUUUCUUUAGCAAAACCUUGCUAAAGUUAGUUGUUUUACAACUUCUAAAAUGUGAAGAAACAACCAAUCCAGUUGAUUAGUAUAGUCAUGGGAAAGUGAAAGUAUUUUAUGGGGACUUUUGGGCAGAAUGUGAAAAGGAACUUGGCGCGGUGGCCUAUGGUGAGGCAUCCGUUCACUGUCCUCUAAAGUGAGGACGUAGCUUCUCUUGUAUAUAGUUUUUUAGAAGAAAUCCCAUGAUCUGUAUUCAUUCUUUUCCUUUCUCUUAUAUCUCAUAUGGCACAGUGGAGGAGGAAGCCAGGAGGAAGUUUAUUGCCUUGCUUUGCUUUUAUUUUAUUUUUCACUCCUGAGUGCCUAAAUGUGGUGACCGGCAUCUCACAUAACCUUUUGAAAUUCCUGAUGUCAUUUUUAUCUUCCUUCCUGUCAACCAGCAACUUAUUUUUCCUUAUUGAAACCAGUAAUGUCAUGAUUGUUGAGGGCAAGGUACAUUGUCGAUAGUGCAAAGUGUCGCUGUUGUGUUGUGUAUUUAUUUUGUCUGAGAUUGAGUACCCUAUUGGACAAGUGUAGCUUAAGCUGGUGGCUGACACCUAUUGAUUUGCUAUGUGCAAACGAUAGUACUAUUUUUCUGAAAACUCUUCAAUAAAAAAAAUGAAAAAUAUUUGAAUACAAAAAAAUCUGAGCAAUUUUGAACUCAAAAGUUUUUUUGUUUUAAGGAGUUGCCACAGCACUCUUUAAAUUGGUGGUUUUUAAUGGACAUUUAUACAUAAUAUUUACUUUAUUGGUGUUUAAAAUAUUUUUCGGUAGACUGUUGAGUGUCUUGAGUGCAUUAGAAAGCAAUUGUUUGUAAUGGAACUGAAUUGUUUCCUUGGACAGUUUGAUGUGCAUAUGAUUAAGAUUUACAAUCUGAUUGUACUUUGCUUUUUAACUUAUUAACUGUAAAUAAAUUUUAGAGAAUA
Diceros bicornis minor is the source of this 4411-nucleotide messenger RNA. RefSeq names its product coiled-coil domain containing 71 like (gene CCDC71L). NCBI's taxonomy places the organism in Eukaryota, Metazoa, Chordata, Mammalia, Perissodactyla, Rhinocerotidae. The transcript has a single exon. The coding region runs from base 221 to 940 and encodes 239 amino acids. The record is from RefSeq and is a predicted model, not a curated record.